AUGAAGGGGGCCAAUCCUCAGAUCCCCACACACAUAAAAGUGCUUAGAGGGAUCCACCGGCCUCAGAGGGCCUCCCAGCUCCGGCUCCCCCUGCUCUGCAGUCGCUGCUCGCCUCUCACCCAGGACACCGUCACACCUUGCCGCUCCGACACAGUCAGCUCUGGUCGCCGUGUGGGCAGCUUCAGCUCUUGCUCAGCAAUGAACCCGAACCACUUCCGGGCCAGCUCUGUCUUCUGCAGGAGUGGGCCCCACUUCCAGGGUCUUAACAGCUUUGGCAGUCGGAGUGUCAUCAGGUUUGGAUCGUGCUCACCCCGGAUAGUAGCUGUGUGCCCUCGGCCCAUCCGCUACGGAGUUGGCCUUGGUUCUGGCAGUGGGAUGGCCUUUGGCUUUGGUGAUGGGAGCGGUGCUGGUCUGGGGUUUGGAGCUGGCAGUGGCCUCGGCCAUGGCUUCGGCGGCCCUGGCUUUGGCUACCAAGUUGGAGGAGCUGGAGCGCCAACAGCCCCGUCCAUCACAGCAGUGACUGUUAACCAGAGCCUGCUGACCCACCUCAGCCUGGAGGUUGACCCUAAUGCCCAGAGGGUGAAGAGGGAUGAGAAGGAGCAAAUUGAGACCCUCAACAACAAAUUUGCCUCCUUCAUCGACAAGGUGCGGUUCCUGGAACAGCAGAAUAAGCUCCUAGAGACCAAGUGGAACUUCCUCCAAGAGCAGAAAUAUGGCAGGAGCAACCUGGAGCCCCUCUUCGAGAACUACAUCACCAACCUGCAGAGACAGCUGGACGUAGUGAACAGCGAACGGGCCCGGCUGGAGGCUGAGAGGAACAACGUGCAGGAUGUCCCUGAGGGUUUCAAGAAGAAAUAUGAAGAGGAGGUGGAACUCCUGACCAACGCUGAGAAUGAGUCUGUGGCUCUGAAGAAGGAUGUGGAUACAGCUUUCUCAAAUAAGUCUGAUCUAGAGGCCAACGUGGAUACCUUAACUCAGGAUAUCAACUUCCUGAAAACCCUACACAUGGCGGAAAUCCAGUUGCUGCAGUCACACAUCUCUGAGACCUCAGUCAUCGUGAAGAUAGACAACAGCCGGGACCUGAACUUUGAUGGGAUCAUCGCCGAUAUCAAGGCGCAGUAUGAAGAGACUGCCAGGCGCAGUCGGGCUGAUGCAGAGGCCUGGUACCAGACCAAGUAUGAGGAGAUGCGGGUGACAGCUGGCCAACACUGUGACAACCUGCGUAACACUCGGGAUGAGAUCAAUGAGCUGACCCACCUGAUCCAGAGGCUGAAGGCAGAGAUCGAGCACGCCAAGGCUCAGCACUGCAAGCUGGAGGCCGCUGUGGCCGAGGCAGAGCAGUGGGGCGAGGCAGCCCUCAGCGACGCCAAGUGCAAGCUGGCGGAGCUGGAGGCUGCCCUGCAGCAGGCCAAGCAGGACAUGGCACGGCAGCUGAAGGAGUACCAGGAGGAGAUGAAUGUCAAGCUGGCCCUGGACAUCGAGGUCGCCACCUAUAAGCGCCUGCUGGAAGGCGAGGAGAGCCACUAAGUGCUCUCAGUGCAGCAGGUGGGAGUGGCGGUGAGCAGUUCCCGGGGCGGCCCGGUGUGCGGGCCCGAGCCUCUGGUCACCACCUGCAGCCUCUCCGGCGGCGGGGUCACCAUCUCGGGCCGCAGCAGCAACCGGUCCAGCGGCUUCUGCAGCUCGAACGUGGGCGGGGCCCAGGUCGUGGGCGGGGCCCAGGUCGUGGGCGGUGGGGACCCGCUGAGCGCGGGCUUCCAGGGAGGGGAGUCGGUGCUUGUGGGCGAGACCUGCGCCCCCAGCGUCCCCUGCCCGCUGCCCACCGAGGACGGCUUCAGCAGCCGCGGUUGCAGCGUCCGCUUCGUGUCCACCACCACCUCGAGCCGAGCGCCGACCAGCCACCAACCAGGAAGAACCAUCUCCACGGCUUCUGCUUCUGUCCCCAAAGUGCCCGGACUCUGGGCCGAGGGCGCUCUAGGUACCCAUCCUGCCAAGAAGCCGAGGGCUGCUCUGCCUGGCCUGUGUCCUCUGGGGGGAUUUUUUUUCACCACCUAAACGCUCCAUCCACAGCCCCAGCGGACUGGCCUCUCCCUGACUCCCAAUUUCCUUCCUUUGGGUCACUCCUCACCACCCAGCCCAAAGACCUCAAGAAAUGCAGAUUCAAUACAAUUACAAAAAUCAGCAUGUUGGUCCUAGCUUUGGAUUAACUUAGAGAAUGGAGAGCUGGCUGUCCACACAGCAGGUGUCCUCAAGCCACCGUCCUCUGCUUCCCUCCCCUUCCUUUCCCUGGCAGGAGAAGGUCCUUUCCUUCUCUUCCUGACCCAGAAGGAUCCACAGUUUUUGGUGGGCCAAGCGAUCCCAGAGAUGGUUCUUCUCUGAGCGGCAUAGGUCCUAGCUGCUUCUCUUCCUGGGGUGUUGGUGAAACCCUGGCAUGCGAGUCCACGAGGUGGGUGAGUGCUGGUAGAGAGAUGGACCCUGCAACACUCCACGCCCCUGCUGGUGGUGUGAGGGAGGCCCAGCUCUGUUCACUGCAGGGGGGUUUAUGUCUGCAUGCUCCAGGGAGGCCUGGGCUGGGGUGGGUGCCUGUCUGUACUGCUCUUUGUGUUGCUGGGAUUUCAAUUAACUUGCCAAGCUAGGAUCACUAGGACUCUGGCCUUUCCUUCCCAAUCACACUGGGGACGGGGGAGCU
Molecule: messenger RNA, 2686 nt
Organism: Aethalodelphis obliquidens (Pacific white-sided dolphin)
Lineage: Eukaryota; Metazoa; Chordata; Mammalia; Artiodactyla; Delphinidae
Gene: KRT84
Product: keratin 84
Biological process (GO): keratinization; intermediate filament organization
Cellular component (GO): keratin filament
Molecular function (GO): structural constituent of skin epidermis
Source: RefSeq, a predicted model, not a curated record